Epinephelus moara (kelp grouper) is the source of this 4079-nucleotide messenger RNA. Its product is annotated as pleckstrin homology domain-containing family S member 1-like. Bases 113 to 1450 code for a protein of 445 amino acids. The transcript is spliced from 16 exons. The record is from RefSeq and is a predicted model, not a curated record. Lineage: Eukaryota; Metazoa; Chordata; Actinopteri; Perciformes; Serranidae.
UGUGUGCCAGGUGUGGGACGGCUUACAGCUUCCUCAUGCAGCAACACCUAUUGUUAUAGAGAGCAAGGUGAGCAGACUCUCUCAACAGGUGCUCCACAGGUGUGGUGUCACGAUGCACAGGAGUAAGAGCACAGGCGGAAGUGCGGUGUUCUACAGACCAGUUGGAACUACAACAGAAGUGAGAUCUGGAUACCUGUUCAAGUCUCCUCCCCAAAAACGGUUGAAGGCAGAGAAAUCAUGGAAGAAGAGGUAUUUUGUGCUGUUCAAAAUCAGUGAGCAGGAACACCUCUUGAAGUACUUCAGGAGUCCAGCAGAAAAGGACAGGCCUCUUGGAGGGAUAGACUUAUCGCACAUCUCACUGUUGUACGUGAGCCCUCAAAACCAUCCAAGAUGGCCGUGGGUGCAGAAGAGCUUCAAGUGCUCACCAUCCUGUGUGCUGUACAUCAGGGCGGCCAACCGGGACUACUUCCUCGUCGGGGAAACCAGCGAGGAAGUGGACGGCUGGUUCUCUGACCUGUUUGAAGCCCUGAAAAACCGGCCGCAUAAAUGUAUGAGUUCAGAGGAUAUGACAAAUGGACAGCAGACAAUUGAGGUUAUUUCAAACCCACUAUUGCGGAGAAAGCAGAGCUCUGACGCUGUGUCUGACAAGGCAGCGUUGAAAAUUCGGUCCAUGUCCGACCCAUCCUCAAAUGCCAUGGAUAACGACACUGAAAACUCAAAGCAGGAUGACGGCUAUGCCAAAAGACGUGCAUCAGCGCCAGUGAAUCCAAUCUACGACUAUCCGAGAGCCUACAUGCAAUCACAAGGGGCAAAUGGUUCGACCCGUCGCAAAAGCUUGGACUCAGUAUAUGAAUCGAUGCUGGAAGUCAGACUUAACGCACAAGUGGCUCAGGCAGCGGACCGUGAAGUGGAGGAGGUUACCAAGGGCAGCCUGAUGAGAACUGUCACUCAGGCCUUUGACAAGCUGAAGACACAGAUUUCCCCACUGCCCCCUUUCGACGAGGAGACAGCAGCGGAGGACAGAGAAGAAACGCGUCUGACGUCAGACUUCAGCAGCAGCUCCAGUGACAAUGAAGCCACCUCUCCUGUGGAGAUGCUGGAGUCACAAAAUGUGCCCACACUGGAGAAACUAAGUUCAACUGAAAGCCUUGACAUCAUCAGCCCGGAGGAGAGAGAUUUUGAGGUCAAGCAGGCGGAUUUGAAAAAACACCUGACACUGACAGAAGUGGAUGGGAAACCAAGUGUGUCUGGGUGGACGGGCCAGCCCCAGUCAGUGUGCCUGUUUCACAGAGGAGACCAAAUCCUGGCGAUUAACGACCUGCACACCAGCAGCGUGGAGGAGUUCAACAUGUAUCUCAGCAAGUGUCUGAAGAACGAGGUGAAAGUGACCAUCCUGCGGCUGCCUGGAUGCCCUCCGCUGCACUCACCAAACUGUGUGUGCACUGACUGACCGCACACUGACCGUCAGAGAUGAGACGUCCACCAUAUGCUGGUUUUUACCAUGUAUAGACCACUUUAGACAACUGACAGUAUUUCCCCAGGGCUGUGGGCAGUUCCUACUGAUCUGUCACUCUGUAAGUUUACUCCAUUUAAAUGACUAGAGGAGCUUAAAGUGAAGGUAGAGGAAACAAUUAUUCAAUGACUUAGGUCACAAUGUAUGUGAUUAUUAACAUGUAAAAACACCAAAUGCAUUUUUGUUUCCAAGCAAUCUUUGUAUAAACAAUGAUUUGCAGUUUUAACAGAGCGUGAUAUAUGACGUGAUUACGUCACUGUGUAUUGUAUCUACUGUAGAUAAGACGUUUGUUCUCUGAAGCUGUCUCUAAAAGGAAACAAAAGGCAGAGAUUCUACUGAAACAUAUUUCCUCAUACCGCCUGUAUGAUGCUAAAAAGAAAGGACUCUAACCACCUGCAUGAGAUGGUGCAAUAUGCACACGGUUACUGUAAACAGACUUAUGUAGGAAUGCUAUUUUUAAAACUUCAAGAUGACAGGAAGCGACAGCAUUUAUCUAGGUGAUUUGAAGAAUGAUGAUGACCCUAUUUUCCUGUGACUAAUGUGAUCGACGGUUUUUGAAUUGCACCGUCAGUGUAGGUCCACUAAAAGCACUUGUUUUUGCCACUGACAGGCUCAGAUUAUCACUGUAAGGCUGCGUUCUGAAUCACAUACUUUUUACUCUCAGUACGUCCUGAAGUUGCCUUUAAAAAGUACUGUUGCAUGCAGUAUCCACACAAUAAUAAUCUUUAUGAUUAUAAUGUUCACUUAAACAAUCAAUAGUCCUCUUAUUACGGUUUGACUGGUCACCAGUCUAUCGAAUGCGCUGUCAUCCGUCCUUUGCAGCUGUCAACAAGCUGUCAAUCUCUGUUUGCAGCUCUGUCAAUGUGACGUUUGUUCUGUUAUGCAGAGGAUUGUGGGUCAGAAUAGCCAAGAAAGCACUGCAUACUGCAUUUAGUGUAGUGGUUAGAGCACUCGUCUUCAUGCGGAAGGUCCAGGAUUCUAAUCCUGCUGUGUUCAACGUCAGCAAAGGUAUGCAGUCGCAAGAGGUUCCCACUGCCGAAUCAAACGGGAUCAGAUUCCUUAAGGAGGCUUCAGGAUAAGUAGUAACUCAACGAGGGCGCGUCUCAAGCCCGUUGUGGACAGGAGGUUCCAGACGUGAAAGCAGAUACAUUCAUUUGACAUACUUAAUCUAAUCCUGGAGAUUAACCUUUUCCUUAAAGAGUAAGAUCCUCUUUGUUUAGCCUGAAACAGCCCCGAAAUCGCAUUCACCAAACCCACCAGACUCCAUUGAAAAAAACAGUAUUUUUAUCAGCGUAAAACACACAUCAUUAAAAGUCUACAAGACACAAAAUAAGACUCACAAUAGCAGUCUUGGUUUCUUUUUCCACUUUUCCAACAAUCACCAACUCUAGUUUGGUUGAAAUAAACUCUUAAUUCAUCCAGUUAGAUUUCAAAAAUAUGCUGUCUCUAUACACGCUAAAAUUACUGAUUAUUUAAAUGGAGUCUGGUGAGUUUGUGAUGGUGAUUUCAGGGCUGUUUCUGGUUACACAAAAGGAUCUUACCCUUCAACAAAAAGGUCCAUGUCAGAUACAGGGAAACUUACCCUUUAAAUCAUAUUUUGGGAAGAUGUUGCCACAGGUAUCUAAACCCCAAUUGUGUCGUGAUGACUGUAACUUGAGCAGGAACUGAGAUGCAUCACCAGUGUGAAUGUCAUCACUCAGCAAUGCUGAUUCAUUUCCAGUUUGCUCAGUACGUGGCACCUGUGAUGAAAUGUCUUUGUAAGCCAUGCCCAUCCUAUGACGCCUACUUGAGAACACAAAUAGAAGGGCACAUUGUAUGUUAAGGUGCUUUUGUUAGAUACAAAAAAGGCAUAUGCCAAAUUUUCCUUUCCUUAUUUAUUUUGGGAAUGUUUUGACAGUGAUUAGAAAUGUAUGAAUAACAAAAAGAUUUAAGAAGAGACCGGUAUUUCAGGGUGAGUCUUGUGAAUUAAUAUGCAGACAGAAUGGUGUUGCACCUCGGGCUGUGUUUCACCCAUUUCUUUCCAAUCUGAAGCAGAAACGUGACUCCGCCGGCCGAAGACAAUGUCCCGGAAUGUAGUUUUAAUAUUGGGAAGAUGGUUUUUAAUCCAUUUUUAAAUUACGUCUGGUGACCAAAGCCACUCCCAGACAAAGACAACAUCAAAUGGAAAUUAUCUCCGAGGCCCGCUCGCUUGAAGUGCUACAAACCAUUCUGAGUUUUAUAUUAAAAAACGCUAAAUUACGUCCACAGAGGGGAAGGACAAAGCUAAACUCUCCACAUUAAAAAAAACACUUUCUGACUCCAAUAUUCAGACGAGCUUUCCCACGACUUCUUAUCAGCCUCACUGAGAUUAAUGUUUCAAGUUUUAAUGGAGCUAUUAAACAGAUAUGAGCUGGUACGAUGAAAUUAUUCAGAACAUUUACUCCAUUAUUCAACUGUGAUGCCAAAAGCUGUGCUGUAUUAUAAAUACGCUCUGUUACAAAUAAAUGUAUUCUCUGCCAGGGUGCAGCACAUGCAGGUUGUACUGGGACAUUGAAUCUGUGUUAUAUUUGUAAAAUGAUCAUGAAUA